AUGUCAGGCGCUGCUCCUAUUGACAUCACCACUCGACAGACGACCUCCGUGUCACCACCGGGGCAACAGGCGUCGAACCUCACAUCGGCACUCCAAAGGGCUGGUAACGGUGAGCGCACGGGUAGCAUAUCACUGCAUCCUGGUAGCGGACUGGGGGUGUUCAAGGCCCCCCCACCACGCAAGGAUUCGAUCACCAAUGCUACCGCACAAUGGGGAAAUGGAACGAAGCCCAUCUCGAUGUCAGGAUCAGGCCGCGACAAGGGCCGGCGAGAGUCUCUCGCAGGGAGCUUGGUGGGGGGCAUGAGCUGGGGUGGUGUGUCGGUGGGAAGCUGGAUCCGUGAUGAUAUCAUCAUGACCGGCACCUCUCCAUUCACCUUCCAGUCGCCUUCAUUCCACUCUUCCUCAUAUCUCCCGAAGUUGGAGGCUAACUUCAUGCGGGAUUUCUCUUGCUGUGGUGUGACAUUGCCGACUCUCCAUGACCUGCUCCAGCAUUACGAGGAGGCCCACGCGACCAAGUCACCCAACCAAGGGCAUCGGCCGAGCCAAGAAAAUCGCGCCGCGAUCGCAGCAGCAAUGGCACAGCAACAAGGGCAACCGCAUGGAAACCAAGGACGUGGCAUCUCGCAGGACCGCACUCUCGAUAUGCAGCGAAAAAUGGGCCACACACCAUCUGCGUUACAACACGUUGACCUCGACACGAUGGAUGAUAUGGAAUUAGACGACCCAAUGGGCGAUGCUGAUGCUGCCACCUCGCAGUUGUUCUCCACUCAGCUACGCGACGCUGGACAAGGUGGAUACGGCAACCCCAACCAAGGCCCUCAGCUGAAUUUGGGCAUGCUCCCUAGCCACCAGGGCUUCAAUAGCCCGUCCCAGCCCGGUACUCCCGUGGGCUCUUCACGUCCGCUGUCCCUCUCGAACAAUCCCACCGUGUCUUCUGUCAACACACCGACACUCAUGGCCAACCCACUUCAAACCUCUCAAUUCCGGAAUACGCCCGAUUCCUCCGGGCCGGGAACGCCUGCUGAAAUCGACGAGAACGUCGUUGGGGGCUUCGGUGACCUCAACAUGCAACCAAACAUGAUGGGACAGAACCAAGCUCACUACGGACGCUACCCGGGCAAUAAUGACAUGGUUGAUCUGUGCAUCGAUGAGCCAGCUAAGCGGCUUUUCAGCCCCAGUGGAGGCAUGGGAACACCAAAUGCACACUUUAAGCUCAGCGGAGCUCAGUACGGUCCAAACAGCGACAUUGCGCGACGGAUCAGGGAACAGCAGCUUCUGGCUGGUGUGCCCGACACCACAUCGAUCCUUCCCAACGAGGAGCCCAAGCCCUUCCGCUGUCCCGUCAUUGGGUGCGAAAAGGCGUAUAAGAAUCAGAACGGUCUGAAAUAUCACAAGGCGCACGGCCAUAAUAAUCAACAGCUACAUGAUAACGCCGACGGAACCUUUUCUAUCGUCAAUCCGGAAACGUCGACGCCUUACCCGGGCACUCUCGGCAUGGAGAAAGAGAAGCCAUAUCGUUGUGAAGUGUGUGGCAAACGCUACAAGAAUCUCAACGGCCUCAAAUACCACAAGUCGCAUUCGCCGCCUUGCAAUCCUGAUUUCCAGCUUGCCGCAGGCCGCAAUUUGAAUCUCGGUGGGGGUGUCAUGCAGGGACAAAACAUCAACGUGGCAGGAGCUGGCUUGCCCGGCAUUGGCGAAGAAGGCCUUCUAUAA
Molecule: messenger RNA, 1713 nt
Organism: Penicillium oxalicum
Lineage: Eukaryota; Fungi; Ascomycota; Eurotiomycetes; Eurotiales; Aspergillaceae
Product: zinc-coordinating transcription factor SFP1
Exons: 3
Coding region: 1-1713 (570 amino acids)
Cellular component (GO): nucleus
Source: RefSeq, a predicted model, not a curated record